UGAAAUCACAAGGCUGGACCAAAAGUGUGCAAAAGACACUUGGCAAAUAAGAUAAAGUAGAAUUGAUGGUUCCUAUUUUCAAUAAACUUAUUUUCCACUGGAGAGAGGAUGCAACACUUAUACAAAUAAGUCUAUUAUAAGGGUAAGGGUGAUACUUGAAUUGGAAGAAAGGCAAGGAUUCUGAGAGGUAGAUAUGAAGAGAGAGUGUAUUCCAAACAUGAUUGACAGCUUUUGCAAAUUCAAGGAGGUGGGAGAUGGAACAAAAAGUUCUGGAGGUCUAAUUUGGUUGGGACCUAGAGUUUGUGGAGGGUAGAUAAUAAUAUAUGUUAUAUGUAACAUUAUAUAUAAUAAUUUCAUGAGACUAGAAAUGGUAGUGGGAAUCAGAUUGUGAAAGGCCUUUAAAUACUACUCUGAAGAGUGCGUUUUAUUUGAGAAGUAACAAAGAAUCACUAAAAAUUGUAAGCAGGGAAAUUAUAUGGUCAGGCUUAGGAAGGUAAUUUUGGCAACUGUAUAGAGAAUAGUUUGGAGAGAGGGGAGACUGUAAGCAGGAAUACUAAUACUAGUCCAGGUGAUUGAUAAUAAUGUCUUUAAUUAGGGUAAUGGCAGUAUUAAUAGAGAGAAGACAAAUGGAAUAGAUGUUGUGGGGAUAGACUUGACAAGAUUGGCAAUUUAGGGACUAGCACGGUGCUCUGUUUACAAAGUAGAUGCUUAAUAAAUAAUUGUUGAAUGCAUGAAUGAAUGCUAACCCUUGUCCUUGGUCUAUGGGGUUCAAAAGAAGAAAACAUAUGGAAUUACCCUAAUUAUGUUUGUGAACCUAUGACAAAUAGAUGUGAAUAUAGGAGAUGCGAGAGGAAUAAAUUUAAGCUAACUCCAAGUAAACUUAUGAAAGGAAGUAUGAUGCAUUUUCCACAGAAAUAAUAAAGUGUGAAUGUGAAUAUCCAACUGGUCACCAUGCCUGUUUGAUUCUUCCUCAAUAUCACAUCAGAACUGUGUCCAUUAUCUCUAUUCCCAGUAAAUUCAUUCUAUAUAGCUCCUCAUUACCAUCUUCCCAGGUGAUUUUAAUUAUAUCCUAACAAUUAUUACCAUCUAGACGUACUCCUUAUUUCAGACCAUCCUUCAUACCAUUGCCAGAAUAACUUUUCUUAAGUAUAGAACUUAUGAAUAGAAUGUCUGCACUUGAGUCCUACAUAAGACAUCAAUUAAAAUUUUUAAGUAACCAGGCAAAUUUUUAAGAUUAUACAGAUAACUGGCUGAUCUGUUUUGGUGGAAAGAGUUUCUACUCAUGGAAUUUCCUAUUCUGAUAUAAUCAUAGCUCCUUAUCCUUUCUUCCCCUCCAAUAUCUCCUCCAUAUAAAUUAUAGAUUUGGUUAUGUUAAUUUGGAUUUUGAUUCUAUCACCUUACUGAAUAAGGUUCAAUCUUCUCUGCCUGGGAUUUACAGUUCCCAUAUCUUUCCAGCUAUAAUGUGUAUCUCUCCUUUUUGCACAUUAUACAUUCAGAUAGAAUUAAUUUUUGCCCUUCAAAUAUAACUUCUGACUUCUCACUCUAUCCUGAAUGAUAGUUUAUCAUAGUUUCCUAUGCUUGGAAUGUCCCUCCUCUCCCCCUUUUAUGUAUUGAAUUCUUAUCCAUGUUAUAAGCUCAAUUCAAUUGUCACCUCAUCCCUAAACAUUUCUCCAAGUUGUUUUCAUAUCUCUUUAUUUGGUAUCUCUCUAAAGAGUUAUCACAUGGUAGUACGUCACAUGAAUAUUUGUGCUGGUGUCUUCUUUAUUUACUAGACUAUAAACUCACUGAAGGCAGGUCUCCUGUUCUUAUACAAACUUUAAAUCUCACUUGUCUAGCAUUGUGCUCUGUUCAUAAUGUAGAUGCUUAAUAAAUGUUUGUUGAAUACAUGAUUGUUCAUCCCUGUGUCGCUUGGUUCAUGGGGUCUGAAAGAAUAAAAUAUACAGAUAUUCCUCUAAUGAUGUUGUUUGUGGAUCUAAGACAAACAUGUGAACCAGUUUGGAGAAUCAUACAAGGCAAUGUAUGUUUGAAGGACAAGAUAAGUAUCAGUUCGCAAAUUCAAAGCAGAAUUAAGACAUUUGGGUAAUCAAGUGAGGUCUGGAGGCCCAAAUGGCUCUGUGAAAUCAAGUACAAUGUGGAGGUUGGGAGCCCAAAAUACAUUUUAUUCUAAUCACUUGUAUGUGUCUUAUCCCUUUUCUUACUGGAGAGUAAGCUUCAUGAAAGCAAGGAUUAUGUCUAAUAAACCUUUCUUUUCCCCAAAGGACCCUGCAUUACGUUUUUGGGGCAGAUAAAUGGAUGAGUUACUGGAUAAAUUACAGGACAUAAAGAGAAAGGGGCAUACGUUCUCAAGGAACUUAAAUUUCAUAUGAGAGAUGCUCAUUGAGAUUUAGUCCUGUAUGGGCAAAGUGGAGAUCUUUAACCCCUUUGGGAAUGGACUUUGUAUAUAACAUGGUAAAUUCCUGAUCCCUGCUUUAACCUGAUUGCUUUUUUUUCAGGGGUUUAAUGGCUUUAUUGGGUUGGGAUCUGUGGCUGCCUGCCCAACAUGAUGCCUCUAAAUGACACCAGCUUCCCAUCCAUGUUUUUCCUGGCUGGUAUACCAGGUCUGGCUUCUGCACACACUUGGAUUUCACUUCCCUUCUUCUCCAUGUUCUUCAUGGCUGUGACUGGGAAUUGCCUCCUCCUCUUCCUCAUCUUCAUAGAUCAUAAUCUCCACCAGCCCAUGUUCUUCUUUCUUUCCAUGCUCUCCUUUGUUGACCUGGUCCUUUCUCUUUCCACCCUGCCUAAGAUGCUCACCAUCUUCUGGUUUGAUGCUACAGCCAUCAGCUUCCAUGCCUGCCUUAUCCAAAUGUUCUUCAUCCAUGCUUUUUCUGCUAUGGAAUCAGGGGUGCUGGUGGCGAUGGCACUGGAUCGCUAUGUGGCCAUCUGUAACCCACUGCGCUACUCUUCUAUUCUCACCCCAGUGGUCAUUGCUCAAAUUGGGGGACUAGUGGUGUUUCGGGGCAUCGGACUCACCAUCUCCUUCCCAAGCCUGGCUCGACGUUUGCCUUAUUGUAGGUCACAUGUCAUUGCCUAUACGUAUUGUGAGCACAUGGCAGUGGUGAAACUGGCCUGUGGGGACACCACUGUAGAUAACAUCAAUGCCUUCAUUGUGGCACUCUUUCUGGGCGUUGGUGAUGUAGCUUUCAUCGCUUACUCCUAUGGGCGUAUCCUACAGACAGUAUUGAAUUUCCCGUCACGUGAGGCCCGGGUCAAGGCAGGUAGUACAUGCACUGCCCAUGUUGUUGUUAUUCUUUUCUUUUACAUGCCAGGUUUCCUAUCUGUUAUUAUGCAACGCUUUGGACCAUCCACAGCCUCUGCAGCCAAAGUCAUCUUUGCCAAUCUCUACCUGCUCUUUCCACCUGCUCUCAACCCUAUUAUCUAUGGGGUCAAGACAAAGCAGAUUCGGGAUAGAUUGCUGAUGAUCCUGAAUCCCAAGCAGAUUGAUCCCACCUGAGUUGUAUCUUCCUUUUCUGGGAUUAGCAGGAGUAUCGUGGAGGUUCUAUCCUGUUAGGAUGGGACACUCAAAGAAGCAAAGAAGAUGUAUGGCAAGUUGGAAUAUCUGUACCUUUUGGCAAAGAGAGGACUCAAUGAUGUUGCAGUAAGAAAGACUCAGGCUAUGUAUUGGGAAGAUUCUACAGAGGGUCAAUGUAGUUAGAUAUUAGAGAAAAUUUCUGAGAGAGGCUAGGAAUCUAUUAUCAAUCAACCAAUAAAUCAACACUGAGAAGCUUCUAUGUGCCUAUCUCUAUGCUUGGUGCUCUUAUGGAAUAAUAAUAUUAUAGCCAGUCUGGGGAUUAAUGCAUGGAAAUCAAUUAGGAUAUAGUCAAGGGAUACUAAUAGAUAAUACUAACUAUGAAUGCAAUUGAGUUCAGGGAUAGGAGUGCUAAUAAUUCUAUAUCUAUUUUUAUUUAUAAAAAUUUUAUGAUUUUUAUUAUGAAAGGCUUUAUUUAAAAUUACUCAGUGAGAUAUAUAGGGCAAGUAUUAUCUUCCCUGUUUUGUGAUAAGGAAAUAGCUUGCAUUACUUGCCCAUACACUUAAAUGUUAGAGCAGUGAUUUGAAUCUAAUUUCUCCCUGCAAAUUUACUAUUGUUUCAACUAUACCAAACUGCAUCUCACUUUAGGGAUCUAAAAAAUGAUAUCCUUCUCCUCUUCGUGUUUUUAGGAUAGAAUUUGUAAACAACUUCAGAACAGGGAGGGUAGACUUGAUUACAAAGAUAACUUGAGGUUAAAUUGAUAUAAACAUACAACUCUACCAUUACAGGUCAACACUGCACCUUUUCCUUUCUGUAAUAUAUAAAUAUCCUAAUUAAAGGACUAAGUACUUUGUGAACUCUAUAAUUUUCUUGAUCUUGACUCCUGAAGGUAUUCCCUCCAAUAAUCCUCAUUUAAUCCAAACAAUUCAUCUCAACUUUCUUUAUUAAUCACUAUCAUCAUCACUAUAAUCAUCAUAUCCAUCACUAUUAUCAAGGAAUCAUAUAAUCUCCCAAUUGGAAGGGACUUCAGAUGCUAUUUAGUUAAAAUUAUAUGUAAACAGAAAUCUUUUCUAUAGAAUACUCAACAAGUGGUCACUUAUCCUUUGCUUAAAGACUUCCAGUCAUCAAAACAACCUGAUAGAGGCCGCUAGGUGAUUCAGUGGAUAGAAAGUCAGGCCUGGAGAUAGGAAAUCCUGAGUUCAAAUCUGACUUGAGACCCUUCCUAGCUUUGUAAUCUUGGGCACAUCCCUUAACUCCAGCUACCUAGCCUUUUUUGCUCUUUUGUCUUGGAAAUAAUACUUAGUAUUGAUUCUAAGAAAGAAGGUAAGGAUUUAAAAAACAGACAUAAAACAAUCUAGUACUGACUAAGAAAUAGAGUAAAGGAUCAGUGAAAUAAACUAGACACAACACAAAGGAGUAAAUGAUCAUAAUCUAGUAUUUGGUGAAAUCAAAGUUUCAAGCUUUUGGAAGAAAAACUCACUAUUCAACAAAAUUUUCUGGGAAAACUGGAAAACAGCAUGGCAGAAACUAGGCACAGACCAACACCUCAUAUCAUAUAACAAAAUAAAAUAAAAAUGGAUACAUAAUCUGGAAAUAAAGAUGAUACCAUAAAUAAAUAAAUAAGGGGAGCAGGGAAUUGUUUACCUGUUAACUCAGUGGAUAAAGGAAGAAUCUGUGACCAAAUAAGACAGAGAAUAUUACAAGAUAUACAAUGUAUAACUUUGUCUACAUUAAAUUAAAAAGGUUUUAUAUAAACAAACUCAAUGUAACCAAGAUUAGAAAGGAAACAAAAAACUGGGAAAAAUUUUUUAUAGGUAGCGUCUCUGACAAAAGCCUCAUUUUUCAAAUAUAUGAAGAAACACCUCAAAUUUAUGACACAAAGCAUUCACCAAUUGACAAAUGAACAAAAGAUAUGAAUAAGCAAUUCUCAGAUGAAAGUAAAUGAUCUUUAGUCACAUAAAAACACUCCAAAUCACUAUUUAUUAGAGGAAUAUAAAUUAAAACAACUCUGAAGUACUGCCUCACAUUCAUCAGACUGGUUAACAUGAUAAAAAUGGAAAUGAUAAAUGAUGCGGGGGAAGGUGUGGUGAAAAUAGUUCACUACUACACUGUUGUUGGAACUGGGAACUAAUCCAACCAUUUUGAAUAGCAAUUUGGAACCCUGCCCAGAGGACAUACUACAGGGCAUAUCCUUUGACUCAGCAAAACCACUGUUUAUAUAUGGGGUAUUACUAUCUCUCAAAGCAGCCAAAGUUAGGGGGAAAGGGCCUACCAUUACAAAAAUAUUCAUAGCAGGUCUUUUUGUGGUGGCAAAGAACUGGAAACUGAAGGAAUGCCCAUUAGUUAGGGAAGAGCUAAACAAGUUGUAGUACAUUACGUAUUAUGGAAUACUUUUGUGCUAUAAGAAAUGAUGAACAGAAUGAGUUCAGAAAAACCUGGAAAGACUUCUAUGAACUGAUGCAACAUGAAGUAAGCAGAACCAGGAGAACAGUGUAUCCAAUUACAGCAAUAAUGUACAAUGAUCAGCUAUGAAUGAAUUAACUAUUAUUAGCAAUGCAAGGAUACAGGACAACCUAAAGGGAUUCAUGACAAAAACCUCUAUCCACUGCUAGAGAAGAAAUUGACAAAGUCUGAAUUCAGAUCGAAGCAUGCCAUUCUUCACUUUAUUUACUCCAUGAAUAUUUCUCUAUUGUAAGCAAUAGGUGUCUUCUUUCACAACACAACGAACAUAGAAAUAUGUAUUGUAUGAUAACACUUACAUGACUAUACCAUAUUAUCUUCUGUCUUAGGAAGAGAGGAGCAGGGGAAAGGAGGCAGAGAUUAUGGAUUGCAAAAUGUCAAAAAAAGAUUAUUUAAAAUUGUAUUGCAAAAUUAAAUUAAAAAUAAAAAUAAAAUAUUUUUAAAAUGCAUGUAGUGAGGUGGAGAGGAAAGCGAGCUUGUUACUCUUUUAAACAGAAUUAUUCAUUUUUAAUUGGUUGUCUUUAGUCUCAUAAAAAUGCUCCAAAUCAUUCUUAAUUAGAGGAAUGCUGGUUAAAACAACUUUGAGGUAGUACCUCACACCUAUCAGACUGGUUAAUAUGACAAAAAACGAAAAAGGUAAAUGUUGGAUGGAACGUGGUAUUUUCCUUUAUUCUUGAAGAGGACCAAAACGACUUCACUGGGGUGAUACUUUUUGACUCAUGUAUAAAUUGGAUUUAAAGGACAGUUGCAUAAAGUUGUCAUCCUCCUUCUCUCUUCCAGAGUCACUGAAGUCUAGUAGCAAGACAAAAGUCAAGAUGAUUGAUGACUGCACAGGAUGCA
Messenger RNA from Monodelphis domestica (gray short-tailed opossum), 6805 nucleotides. The record is from RefSeq and is a predicted model, not a curated record. Lineage: Eukaryota; Metazoa; Chordata; Mammalia; Didelphimorphia; Didelphidae.